UUUCCACAAGCCGAAGACCUGUCCUCAACAACCGGAGACUCCGCCAGCUCCCUCUCUUCUUCCUCCUUCUCCUCCUCCUCCAAGAUGCUAAGGAAACCUCGGGGAUACUCGUGGGCGACCGGAACAUCCCUGACAUGUCGGAACACCGUUAUCAUGAGGAUAUCGAAGGGGAGUUCCUCGUGAGAGAGUUUAUCCUACAGGAGGUCCAUCCUCGGACCGCGUUGCUUUGUCCCAAGGACUUCGCUAUUGCUAAGAUUGCUAUGCUGAUACAAACAGGACCCGACAUCAUUGAGAAAUUUCCCGACCACAAGCUCGACAUACCCUAUGCCCACUGGCUCAUCAAACCGGACGACGGCGUGCCCACAGACGAGGAGAGGGGCACUACCAAAUGCCCAACGCUACAAAAGUGUCUCGGGUAUCAGGCCUGUCUCUUCAAUUUUGGUAUCGAGUUUUGUCAUAUGGACCCCGUACCUGGGCAGAGAAAGAACUUGGGUGUGAACUUGACCUGCGUUCGAGACGACGAGCUUCUAAAGUCGAUGCUGAGUGUGAACUACGAGGCGGAAUUCGUCCAUGAAGUAUUCAGGAGAACGAAAUUGGUGCUCCACUUGACCUACAACUCGCGCCUGGAAGAAACCCUUCCGGAACUGACCUCCACCGAAGUCAAGGAGCGCGAGGAGUCAGAAUCCGAGGUCUUCCAUGCCACAUGCCCUGACCUCGAACGGGCAAUGGACGCGGGGUACAGAGGUCACUGCCAUAAGGAACCUCCGGCGCCCACGGAGGUCAGCGAAGGCCUGUGGGCGCUCUUGGGAAGAGUACCGUCCAGAGUGUGUCGUGAGGAACUGCAGCAGAUCUACUGUUCCUUCUUGUACCAGAACAAAGGGCUAUGUUUGCCCCCUUUUGUUCUCGAACCGGGCCACGCACGUGACCUAGGUCCAGAAAAACUCCAUCUGGCGGCCAACUCCUUCCCCAAGAGUGAGACGAGACCUGACCUGACCUCGUAUGCCAAAGUUCUGCAGGAUCCCAAGAAAGACAUCAUCCCAGCACGAUUAGGAUUUGUUAUUCUGGCGCACAAGGAUCCCCCUGCUCUGAUGCAGCUUCUGAGACUCAUCUACCGACCUCAGCAUCAUUACGUCAUCCACGUGGACAAGCGACGUGAGGAUACACGUUCGACGCUGAUUAAGCUGAUCGCUAAACUCAUGCCUGGGGCCAAGAACAUUCGGGUCCUUCCGGUGACCCGCUCCUUCGUGGCCUCCUGGGGCUCCUACAACAUCGUCCGGGCGGAGCUGGAGGCCUUCGAGGAGCUCCUGAGGAUGGGCAUCUGGGACUUCGCCGUCAAGCUGAGCGGUGCCGACCUCCCCCUUCGAGAUGUGGACGACUUGAGUGCCACGCUGGCACCCUACAGGGGGGAGAACUACGUGCCGCUCUUCGGUCAUCGCAACAGGGACAUGAAGGCCGAGCAAGGACUCGUGUGGGAUGUCUGGCAUGGGUGUGAAGGCUACGUGUACAACGUAACGAAAGCAGGGGGCCAACCACACCCGGAGGAAAUACCAAUCUACACAGGCUCCCAGUGGUCAAUCAUGGGUCGUGACCUAACACACUACGCCGUGACCCAUGAGCGACGUUCCGACCAGUUGAACCGAUGGCAUUAUCACUUGCAGAUGUCGAUCAUACCUGACGAAGCUUACUUCCCGACCAUCACCAUGAAUUCACCUUAUGUCAAUAAAUCUCGUCCCCUUGGCUUCCACUGGCUUAAAAAAUUCGAGGGACGAAAUACCAUUAACCUUUGCCGUCACAUGGAGGAUGCGGAUUUCUGCGGCCAGGGUCCAGGUCCUGUCGAGGAAGAUGAUUUGAGAGAAAUGAUGGAAUCCUCUCACAGAUAUUUCUUCGCUAGGAAAUUCCACACUGAUAACCCUGGCCACAGCACGAGGAUAAGGGUAACAGAGCACGUGCGAACCAACUACUACCUGAGCCUCCGCCGCCAUAUCCCCCGCGGCCUCCUGAAGCAGCUGGCCGACCUCGCCUUCGUCAGGCUCGAGCAGGACUUGCGCGCCCACCCCGUCCUCGGCUCCUUGACGAUCUCGCCCGGGGAUGUCACGGCCUUCAAGGUUCUGCCGCGCCUCCACCUCACCAACCCUUGUUGCUCCCUCCCUUUCGAGAGGUCCUUCAAGAGCACGCAGGAAUUCGUCUUCUGGGUCGAUUUCAACAUUUCCAUGACGUCAUCUCCCCGCCCACAGAGCGACGAGACGGGGUCCAGCGUGGCGGGCGCGCGGGCGUUGGUGGCGCAGAGGGCGGUGUGUGACUGUUACCCCGACGGACACUUGAGGGCGCUCAGGGUUACCACUUGGCCUGAGGAUCCCACUUCGCCCCGACGCAUCCUCUAUGGCGGUCGCAGAUCUGCUCUCACGACCAACGUGCCCCUCCCGUUCGUGAUGCCCGGCGCCGAUACUGUCUACGUAGAGCUGUGGUUCCACGUGGGUCCGCGGAGCUUAAGCGAGGAUUGCAAAAGGAAAAUUAGGCCUACGGGCAGGCCUAUGGAGUUCGGCAACAUGAACGUGCAGGAGACAAAGGCUGACCCCCUGGACAUCGUGGUGCAGGUCAUUGACCCGAACGGCAAUGUCAGAUGCGAGGAACGAAAAACGGACCACUGGGACCUCCAACACGUCCAUCCAAACAGGGACUUUGAGAGGGUCGAAAUGCCUUCCUUUUUCACUGUGUUGUGCGGUACGAUGGAACCUGGCAAGUGGACGCUCAGGGUCUUCCAGGACGGAGUGCAGGAUGCCCGCCAUUAUGAACUGCCUCUCGUAGUUUUACCUUCAUCUGCUGACCUGCCCUCUGACCCCGACGUUCUCCAGCGCAUUGACCUUCUACAGGAUCUCUGGACUAUCGAGAAGGUUACUCUCCUGCCUUUGAGUGAUUAUUAUGGAGAUUCUCCCAGACUUCCAUUGCGUGACUCGAAGCGCCCAACCUUAUCACCACGAGAUGGAGACAAAUCAAAGAAACCUCAAAGCGAAAAAGAAAAGAAAGAGGAGGAGAAAUUGGAAAAACAAAAGAGAGACGAUGGAGAGGAAAAGAAAAGAAAGAAGAAGAAGGAGGAAAAUGAGGAGGAGGAGAAGAAGAGGGAGAAGGGAGAAGGGGAGAUAAAAGAGGAGAUGAGAGCACACGUGAAAGAUGUCCAUCUUCCCCCAAGGAGCAGGAGGUCAGCUGAGGACGAGCUUCACUUCGGGUUUCAUCAUGACGACCCCGUGUUCAGCGUGCGCGAGUGGGUGCUAUGUAGCGGGGGCCUUCUCACCACCUCCCUGACGCUGGUCUUCACUUACCACUGGCUCAUCCUGCCGGCGUUGUACGGGGUUCGUCCUUCCCCCAGGAUGCGUCGCUCCGCCCUCCUGGUCCUCAUGUCCAUCCUGAUGCAGAUCGUCGUGUGUGCCCUCUACUGUAGAUGAUCCUGGUCUUCGAGGGGUAGGGGUAGGAGGGGUACGGAAGGGAACAGGGGAAUGGGGUUAGAGUAGGGUAUGGGGGAACCAGGGAGGAGUGGGGUGGUUUGUGUACUAGCAAGUUUGUGUGUUGGUUGGGUGCUUUAGAUGCAGAGGAAACGUUUUCACGAUAAUAGCUGUCUGCUAAAACGUUCGCCGUCUUGGAAUUGCACAUAGACAUACGCAGAACAUAUAUACACACAGAUAUUCACGCACGCAUGCACUAACACAAGAUAAAUCGUUGUAGUUAACACGGUCGUUACGGUCAAUGACAGGGACUUCGUUUUUUGUUUUGCUUUUUGUUCUCUCGGUCUGUGUGCCUGUGAAAUGGAGCGUUCAAGAAGAUAUCGCCGCCUCGUAGACAUUAUUUUUUCGUUGUCAAUAGUUUCGAGUGUUAAGAUGAGGUAAAGAUGGGGUUGAAUUUUCACUCUGGUCUAUGUCUAUUUCCCUUUCUAUUCGCAUAUUAUUAUCUUGAUUUAUUUCAUUCUUCCUGUCUGUCUCUUCAACCUCCUUUCUUCACUGCUCUCAUCGAAUCAUGCAGACACACAUAGGUAUGCACUAAUACACACACAUACAUAGAGAAAUUUAUUUACAAAUCUCGAUGAAAAAGAAUAAAUCUCCUUGUAUUUUAACAAACAGGGUAGCAGACACACACCACUCCACUCCCACUGUAUAGUUGUAUUUUCAAUUUCUCUUUUGUAUUUUGUACUUGUUGUGUUGAAGUCAACGAUAAAAUAGGAGUUGUAUGUUGAGGUUUAUGAUAAAGUAAAGGGUUCUUUUUCUGUUGAAUUGUUAUGAAUUUUUGAAAUAAAUUUGUUGCAAAUGUAA
Penaeus chinensis is the source of this 4298-nucleotide messenger RNA. RefSeq lists its product as uncharacterized. Gene Ontology annotation, molecular function: protein xylosyltransferase activity. The transcript has 20 exons. Gene Ontology annotation, biological process: chondroitin sulfate proteoglycan biosynthetic process; heparan sulfate proteoglycan biosynthetic process. The record is from RefSeq and is a predicted model, not a curated record. Gene Ontology annotation, cellular component: membrane. NCBI's taxonomy places the organism in Eukaryota, Metazoa, Arthropoda, Malacostraca, Decapoda, Penaeidae. Bases 135 to 3440 code for a protein of 1101 amino acids.